AUGAAGUACUUAAUGAAGGGAACGAUUCUAAUUUUUCUAAGCGUUCUCUCAAUGAGAACGAUGGGUUUGCCAAACGGAGCACCGGUAGAUUCAUGCGAAGAUCUGUUGCCUCGUCAUCCUGGAGUUACGAAGCAGGAAACUCAGCCUCCUCCUUACCAAGUUUUACCAGCUGCAGGACAAGGUAGAGUCCGCUUAAUUCUAGGAAGUCCUCAUGGUCUUGCCUACGAAGGUUUCAUGAUAGUUGCACGUGACUCUGAGACCGGUGAAUUCGUUGGAGAGUUCGCCAACUUGCCCGAUUCAGCAAGAAUUGUCGAAUGCACACCAGGUGUAAAGAACGCGGUGACUCAUACGAAUACCAGCAAGAAACACAAUCUUGAAUUUGAUUGGGAGGCACCUGUGGAUUACGAGGGUACUAUUGUAUUCAAGUCCACGAUCGCGCAGGAUUACAGUACCUAUUGGGUCGAAGUAGAAUCGCCUCAAGUUAACGUUCGCAAGCGAUCCAUCGACGUAUUGACCUCAUCUACCUCGAUCACCACGUUGAGAACAACCACACCGCCCUAUUACAGCCCGACCGUCGAUUACGAACCGACGAACACUGAGGAUCCCUUUUAUACCGGAUGUGGUUCAACGAAAAAUUGUUUCGGUACUCCGUCAGGAUGCAUAGAAGAAAAGAAUUGUAUCGCGGCAGUGACUGUACUCGUUCAUGGAGAACGAUAUCUUUUUGAAUUGCAAGCACGUGACAGUAAAUACGUCGCUGUCGGUUUAUCUGAUGAUAGUAAAAUGGGUGAUGACAGUGUAGUUGAAUGUGUGAACGAAGAAGGAGAAAUUGGAUUAUAUAUGUCUUGGAACUCUGGAAAAUCGAAUAUACGUCAGCCUAUGCAGGAAGGAGCCGUUGGAUUAGAGGCAAGUUCGAUCAAAGAUGACGUAAUCUCGUGCAAAUUUUGGAGAGAGAAGAUGACUGUCGUUCAAGGCCGCGAAUAUGACCUCGUCAAUACACCAUACAAUCUUCUUGUGGCUUCUGGUAAAAGUUUAAAAACUAAUGGUAUUGGAUAUCAUGAUACGGCACGCGACGCUACGGGUGGCGCAAAGUUAUUAUCCGACGUUGGUGAUUUUACUACGGCGAGUAACAUCUUGAUUCGUGUUCACGGUGCUCUAAUGUUAGCGUCUUGGAUCGGUACAGCGUCCAUCGGCAUGCUUCUUGCUAGAUACUACAGGCAGACAUGGGUCAGCUCGCAGUUGUGUGGAAAGGAUCAUUGGUUCGCUUGGCAUAGAUUUUUCAUGAUAUUGACGUGGUCGAUGACUAUUGCUGCCUUUGUAAUAAUAUUCGUUGAAUUGGGAGAAUGGAGUUCCGAAACGAUACACGCGUCUUUGGGACUAGCCACCACGAUUUUAGUUUUUAUUCAACCAUUUAUGGCAGCUGCAAGACCUCAUCCAGGAGCACCACGAAGAUCUCUUUUCAAUUGGGUGCAUUGGUUUGUUGGAAAUGCAGCGCAUAUUUGCAGCAUAAUUGCAAUGUUCUUCGCGGUUCGAGUGAAUAAGGCCAAACUCCCGGAAUGGGUAGACUGGAUUCUGGCCGCCUACGUAGUAUUCCAUAUUCUGACUCACCUCAUUUUGACGUUCGUUGGAUGUGCCUCUGAUAGACAAGCAAGUCAAAGGGUGAAUUCAUUCCCGAUGAAAGAUAUGCACUCUCGUGGUUCAAUGGUCCAUCCAGAUGCAAGGCAGGAUGCUCCUCAUGCUGGGAUCAGGAAAUUUAUCUUCGGCAUAUACUUUGUCGUAAUCAUCCUAUUUGCUGCGGCUCUCAUUGUAAUCACGGUAUUGGCGCCAAUAGAAGAAUCAUGGACUACUUUCACAAAAACCAUAAAAAAUUAUUAAGCUGAUAUUUAACGGUAAAUUAAAUAUGAGAUUUGAAUUGCCAUCAUGCAAUUCAGUUGUUGUGUCAGAAAUAUUAGGAAGUUCAUUAUUUCGCGUAUUGUUUAUUCCGCGUGAGUGACUAUUUAUACGUAAAUAAAUAUAAUAAAAUAUUGAGUCGAGAGAAAGUUAAUUAUUGUUUACAGGGACAAUUUCAAAGCGUGAAUAUAUAGUAAUAUAUAGGUAUAUAUUAUUUGAUAUAUUGAAUAAGAAAAAAACAUAUUAAAACAGUAGGAAUGCACAUUAAUAUUACCUUGUUACGAACGAAAGUAUAAUGAAUAUAUAUAUCAAUUUCUUUCAUCAACUCAGAGAUCUUCAUUCACUUCUAAUUUCUAUUUUCUCUUACUUAGUAGACUGACUUUUGACAAUUGAAUAAACGUUCGUGCAAAUUAUUCGUACAAAUGUCCGUCCAAAAUAAGAGUAUGGUUUAUAUGUAAAAUAUAAAAAAUUAUAUUAUUAUUAUUAUAAUUAUUAUUAUAAUAUAUUUAAUUUUUUUUUUUGAAAAGAAAAGAAAAGUAUAGUUCAAUAAUAUUGUGUUCGCAAUAUAUACUUAUUGUUAGAAGUUCUUUAAGAAUGUUGUUUGCAAGGUGCUUUUAUAUUUAAGUUUUUCUUCGAUAGGAUAAUACGUAGAGUAACUAUAUUUAUAAUAUAGCGUUUACAGUAUUAGCAUACUUUCGAUUUUUACACAUAUUUAGAUUUAUUUUGUACUAUGAUAAGUGUUGUUCUAUACAUAAUAUACAGACAAAAGUUUGUGAAAGUAUUAUGGAAUUGCGCUUAAUUAACCAAUAUAACAGUGUUUUUCAUAUGUUAUUGAUUGUUAAUGAAUAAAAAUAUAUAUAGAAUCGC
This is a messenger RNA of Apis dorsata (giant honeybee), 2754 nucleotides long. RefSeq names its product putative ferric-chelate reductase 1 homolog. Bases 1 to 1872 code for a protein of 623 amino acids. NCBI's taxonomy places the organism in Eukaryota, Metazoa, Arthropoda, Insecta, Hymenoptera, Apidae. The record is from RefSeq and is a predicted model, not a curated record. The transcript is spliced from 12 exons. Gene Ontology annotation, molecular function: oxidoreductase activity, acting on metal ions.